AUGGCUCGGUGGCAAGGCUUUCUUGGGCCUCGCCUUCUGGGAAACCCGGAGCUGGCCGACGGCGCCAUGCCUGCUGGUUCUGCUCUGCGCAGUGCUGAUGCAGCCGACGGUCAGGUGGCUGCGAUGGCCAGACCAGCUCCAUUGCAGGCGCCACAUCCGAACGGAGACGUGAGGUCCAUGGUUCGAGAAGCGGCACAAACCGUGGCAGCUUCGGUGCCGCAAAGGGCAGCUGCCCCACAGGCGCCGGUGCAGCUCAUCAUACAGAACAGCUCGACGGUUACAACGUCGCAAGUGCCAGAGACGCCACCAGAACCACCAAAAAUGCCGCAGCACAUGUGGGAGUUGUCCAGGAAAGACCUAGUCGAGUUCUGGAUGUCGCCACUGAAUCGAAUUUGCCUGUUGGGCCUUGCUGGUUUCCUGCUAUGGAUCUACCACGGCAACACCCAGCACAAGUGGCGAAUGUCAGAGCUUCAGCGCCGGAUAGAUUCCAAUCCCUUCACAAAGCUGGUUGCAAUGGCCUUUGGACCAUCGUCUUGGCCAAGGUGA
Symbiodinium natans is the source of this 546-nucleotide messenger RNA. The record is from the annotation of a GenBank genome assembly. NCBI's taxonomy places the organism in Eukaryota, Dinophyceae, Suessiales, Symbiodiniaceae.